ACGAAUACCACACUACCGGGUCCGGGUUUUGGGAUAAAUAAGCGAGUGGUACGCACGCUUGUUUUAGUCUGACCAUAUUCUUAGCUCAAGUUCGAUCAGCAGAUCUUCACUUAAGUGCAACAUCAUGCCGGAUUACAAGGUUUACUAUUUCAACGUAAAAGCUCUGGGCGAACCACUGCGGUUCCUGCUGUCUUACGGCAACCUUCCGUUCGAUGAUGUGAGGAUCACCCGCGAAGAAUGGCCAGCACUCAAGCCAACAAUGCCGAUGGGUCAGAUGCCGGUACUGGAGGUUGACGGCAAAAAAGUGCACCAGUCGGUCGCUAUGUCUCGCUAUCUGGCCAACCAGGUCGGUUUGGCCGGCGCUGAUGAUUGGGAGAACUUGAUGAUUGACACCGUGGUCGACACGGUGAACGAUUUCCGUCUAAAGAUUGCCGUUGUCUCUUACGAGCCGGACGAUGAGAUCAAGGAGAAGAAAUUGGUUACUUUGAACAACGAGGUCAUUCCAUUCUAUCUGGAGAAGCUGGACGACAUUGCACGUGAUAACAAUGGAUACCUGGCCAAUUCUAAACUGAGUUGGGCCGACAUUUAUUUCACCGCCAUUUUGGACUAUUUGAACUACAUGACCAAGUCCGAUCUGGUCGCAAACCAUCCGUAUCUGCAGAGAGUGGUUGACAACGUAACAUCGAUCGAAUCCAUUCGUAGCUGGAUUGAUAAACGACCAAAGACUGAAACAAUGCCCAUGGGCCAGAUGCCGGUGUUGGAGGUCGAUGGUAAGCGUGUGCACCAAUCACUGGCAAUGUGCCGGUAUGUGGCCAAGCAGAUCAAUCUGGCCGGUGAUAAUCCGUUAGAGGCUCUGCAAAUCGAUGCCAUUGUCGAUACGAUCAAUGAUUUUCGUCUGAAAAUUGCGAUUGUCGCCUACGAACCGGACGAUAUGGUGAAGGAGAAAAAAAUGGUUACCCUGAACAACGAGGUGAUUCCGUUUUAUCUGACUAAGCUGAACGUGAUCGCCAAGGAGAACAAUGGCCACCUGGUGCUUGGCAAGCCGACCUGGGCUGAUGUUUAUUUUGCUGGUAUCCUAGACUAUCUAAACUACCUGACCAAGACAAAUCUGCUCGAGAACUUCCCGAACUUGCAGGAGGUGGUCCAGAAGGUGCUAGAUAAUGAGAAUGUCAAAGCUUACAUCGCUAAGAGACCCAUCACCGAAGUUUAGACGGAUGGUGUGAUUUGCCGAGAAGAGCAACUUUUAAAAUGCAAUCACCUUGAAUAUGA
Molecule: messenger RNA, 1269 nt
Organism: Anopheles merus
Lineage: Eukaryota; Metazoa; Arthropoda; Insecta; Diptera; Culicidae
Product: glutathione S-transferase-like
Exons: 7
Coding region: 125-1210 (361 amino acids)
Biological process (GO): glutathione metabolic process
Molecular function (GO): glutathione transferase activity
Source: RefSeq, a predicted model, not a curated record